AUGAACAAUUCGCUAUUUCUGGCCUUGGUGCUGGCGUUGGUAGCUCUUGUUACGGUCCAAGCACAAUCUGGAGGCACUUUUAACGAGCCUCCUGGUCAACGUCGUCAGCAGACUUAUCGUGUCUUGGAAUAUGAAGAUGGUACCAUCAAUCAGCGCUUCAAGGGAACUCUUCGCUAUUACUGUACCUUUCGGGGAAAGUGGAGCGAGGAGCGCCAUCCGCGGGAUUUCCCCAAGUCUCCAUCCUUUAGUGCACCCAUUAUGAUUGCCCAUUCCAAUGGAUACCGUAUGUGGACGGGAACCGAAGCUGCUACUUUGGGAGUGGAAGCAAUUGCAGAGGAAGGGUUCAAUACGGUCAUGACUCGAGAAUUCAACAAUGCUGGUUUCGAAACCUUGAUGAUGGUCCAGGGAGACCGCAUGUUCAACACUACCGAAAGUCAACAUUUGCCUCCCAUCAAUGUGACCUACGAACAUCCCUUUCUUUCCAUGAUGACCAAGUUCACUCCAAGCCCCGAUUGGUUUGGUGGAUUCUCCGACAUGCGUAUCAUCAGUUACGAAACCGAGACUUACUUCAAUAGAAUUGUGGUGCAGUCCUACGUCUGGGAUGCGGGUACAGAUGCUGGACAAUCCUACACUGCACUUGAUCGUGAUAUGGAUCCACAAGAACCCGUCGCCCGCAUCAGCAAAAACAACAUUCCCCACCGCAAGCCCUUUUUGAGUCCCGACGAGUCCUACAUUCCAGUGCCCAUUGAGGUGGAAUGUGUUCUGAGGGUGGGAGAAGGAUCUGUCAUUCCGGGCAUUCCCUUUGACGAACGCCAAAUCCGUCCGCCCUUGUAUGUACCAAGGCCCGACGAUGAUUUCGUUGAAGGAAUGGAGCCUCACAACUGGUGGCAAAAGUAUGGAGAAGGAGAAUGCCGUGGAAGGUUUUGCAACAGUGCCGAUUCCAGAAAUCUCAUGGUAACAAUGUUUGCCAUGAUGUUGACGACGGCUGUGUCGUGGUUCCUAUGGUAA
Cylindrotheca closterium is the source of this 1008-nucleotide messenger RNA. The record is from the annotation of a GenBank genome assembly. NCBI's taxonomy places the organism in Eukaryota, Bacillariophyta, Bacillariophyceae, Bacillariales, Bacillariaceae.